UGUUGUAAAUUUUGAUCGAAUUCUAGAUAUGCACUGCUUGGAGCUGCUUCUUUUCUCGGAGGGUCAAUGCGGAUGACAGUGUCUCUAUGUGUCAUUAUGGUUGAAAUCACAAAUAACUUGAAACUUUUACCUCUUAUUAUGCUUGUUCUUCUUAUAUCAAAGGCUGUUGGUGAUGCUUUUAAUGAGGGUCUGUAUGAAGUGCAAGCACAACUUAGGGCCAUUCCAUUGCUAGAAUCAAGACCUAAAUAUCAGAUGCGGAAAAUGACUGCAAAAGAAGCAUGUGGAACUCAGAAGGUUAUUUCUCUCCCUCGUGUCGUCAAGGUUGCAGAUGUAAUUUCCAUUUUACAGAGCAACAAGCACAAUGGUUUUCCUGUAAUUGAUCAAGUGAGGAAUGGAGAAACAAUUGUCAUUGGGUUAGUGCUUCGCAGUCAUUUGCUUGUACUUCUUCAGUCCAAAGUAGAUUUCCAGCAUAGUCCUUUGCCUUGUGAUCCUAGACCUGGAUCCAGAGUAAUGAGGCACAAUUUUGGUGAAUUUGUGAAACCUGUUUCCAGUAAAGGAAUAUCCUUAGAUGAUAUACAUCUAAGCACAGAUGAUUUAGAAAUUGGUUCACACUGCAAUAGAGGAAUGUUCUCGAGGAAUUCAGAUGCAGAGCGGCCUCUUCUAAAUGGUUUUCUGGGCUAG
This is a messenger RNA of Carica papaya (papaya), 681 nucleotides long. NCBI's taxonomy places the organism in Eukaryota, Viridiplantae, Streptophyta, Magnoliopsida, Brassicales, Caricaceae. The record is from RefSeq and is a predicted model, not a curated record.